Messenger RNA from Salmo salar (Atlantic salmon), 1922 nucleotides. Its product is annotated as rho-related GTP-binding protein RhoA-A. The record is from RefSeq and is a predicted model, not a curated record. Gene Ontology annotation, biological process: small GTPase-mediated signal transduction. Gene Ontology annotation, molecular function: GTP binding; GTPase activity. Lineage: Eukaryota; Metazoa; Chordata; Actinopteri; Salmoniformes; Salmonidae.
UUAUGCAAUUUCUUGCAAAGUGCAAAUCAAAACAAAACAAAAAACCGGUGGGUUGGUACGAUUUUUUUUGUUGUUGUUGAGAUUUGUAGACAUUUUAAGCUAGAUCUGUAGAUCUAGUCCUGUCUAUGGUCUCUAUAUUCUGCCAGUGAGUGGCAGUCCAAAAGACCGGAAGAGAAGCAGCGACAACGGAAACAGAGCUAACAAACGAUGGCUGCAAUCAGGAAGAAGCUGGUGAUAGUGGGAGACGGAGCGUGUGGGAAGACCUGCCUGCUGAUUGUCUUCAGUAAAGACCAGUUCCCCGAGGUCUAUGUGCCCACUGUGUUCGAGAACUAUGUGGCUGACAUCGAGGUCGACGGCAAGCAGGUGGAGUUAGCGUUGUGGGACACAGCAGGACAGGAGGACUAUGACAGACUGAGACCUCUCUCCUACCCCGACACUGACGUUAUACUCAUGUGCUUUUCUGUAGACAGCCCAGAUAGCUUAGAGAACAUUCCAGAGAAGUGGACUCCGGAGGUAAAGCACUUCUGUCCUAAUGUUCCCAUCAUCCUCGUGGGCAACAAGAAGGACCUGAGGAAUGACGAACACACACGCAGGGAGCUGGCCAAGAUGAAACAGGAGCCAGUGAAAUCGGAGGAAGGCAGAGACAUGGCUAACCGGAUCAGUGCCUACGGCUGCCAGGAGUGCUCAGCUAAGACCAAAGAUGGAGUCAGGGAGGUGUUUGAGAUGGCCACAAGGGCGGCGCUACAGGCCAAGAGACGUGGAAAGAAGAACGCCUGCAUGCUGUUAUAGGCACCAGGGAGAAGUUGUCCCCGGAAUACUGAUCUUGGACCAGUUUUACCCUUCCCAAAAAAUAUAGUUGUUAUCAUUAAAGGGAUAGUGUGACAUUUUGGCAAUGACUCGACGUCUGACAGGGUUCCCCAACUGGUGCCGUGAUUUUAUUUACCCCCAAAAAAUAAACACACGAUUACAUUAUUUUAUUGUUGGACAUAAAGACUGUAAAAACACCUGCAAAUCACUUCCAAGUGAUUUUGAUUUUGGAAAUCUGUACCAAAAAAGUAUUCUCGCUCAUAGAGAAAAAAUGUGAUUGUAUGCAAAUCUAAGCCAGGUUUGAAAUUAUUGUUUUAGUCAGUAUAUAUAUAUAUAUAUUUAUUUGUUUGGGCUUCUUGCAGGUCAAUUUGCAGUCUACAAAUGAUUUGUAAUAUGUUCAUUACCAUUCGCUCAAGAAAAUAAUCUUUCUGUGGCUGAAUCUAGUUGAUGGUCUAUGGGAUCAGCUGCCGUCAAGCGCAAUCAGCUAACUGAUACCAUAGACUUCCAGUCAUUACGCUAACGCUAGUUAUCAAAGGCUCAAAAAACUUACUUCAACUUCCUUUAAAACUACACUCAGAGAGACAACAAUUGUAUCCAUGAGUUCAUUUGACUCUGGCUAAAUAGUUAAAGGGCUUAAUUGCCAAAAUGGUACACUAUCCCUUUUAAAGGGUAGGCUUAAAACUGGUCUCAGAUCUGUGCCUGUGAGUAACGUCCCUUACUGGCACCCUAUUCCCUAUAUGGUGCACUAUAUAGGGAAUAGGGUUCCAUUUGGGACUGGGGGAGGUGAGGGGAUAGAAAGGGUUAAAUGCCCUCCAUCUGAAACAAUUGUAUCAGAAAGGAAAUCAAACUUUAUUCGUCAUAACCACAGGAUACAGAAGCGUAUUUUCUUUAUGGAACUACUGUGUGAAAGUAACUUGACCUGGGUCACGUUCAUUAGUCACCGAACGGAACAAAACAGAAUGAAACGGAGAGGGAUCUACCUGAACUUUUACAAUAAGAAACACUUUAUUUUAUUUUUUAUUUUCAUUUUUUUUUUUUUUAAAUCUUCUAUCGCAAUACAUUUUGUUACGGUGUUUAUUAAUGAAUACAACCCUGAUGGGCUAGGUGGAAAUGUG